AUGGAAAUCUUUGCUAAAGCAUAUGAUGUCAAAGUCUGGAGAGUCAUUAAAAAGGGAAACUAUCCCCUACCUGCUAGCACUCCACCACUUGCUGAUCCUGAUGAUAUAGAUUCAUACUCAAAGGAGCAACUGGAAGCGGUACAAGUGAAUAACAAGGCAAGAAAUCUGCUUCGCAAUACUAUAAGUGGUGAGGAAUACGAGAAAAUAUCGAGUUGUGAUACAGCCAAAGAGAUGUGGCAUAAACUUGAGGUCACCUAUGAGGGAACCAGCAAAGUAAAGGAAACUCACAUCAACAUGCUAGUUCAUGACUACGAACUCUUCUCAAUGAAAGAAGGAGAAUCCAUUGAAGAAAUGUUUGCCAGGUUUAGUAAGAUAAUUAGUGACUUAAAGGCAUUUGGCAAGCCCUACACGGUGAUCAAGUCAGAAAAAUUUCCAGAAGUCUGCCAAGCACUUGGCAGACCAAAGUAG
Molecule: messenger RNA, 468 nt
Organism: Nicotiana attenuata
Lineage: Eukaryota; Viridiplantae; Streptophyta; Magnoliopsida; Solanales; Solanaceae
Exons: 1
Coding region: 1-468 (155 amino acids)
Source: RefSeq, a predicted model, not a curated record